Molecule: messenger RNA, 3100 nt
Organism: Acanthopagrus latus (yellowfin seabream)
Lineage: Eukaryota; Metazoa; Chordata; Actinopteri; Spariformes; Sparidae
Gene: bricd5
Product: BRICHOS domain containing 5
Exons: 5
Coding region: 1411-2112 (233 amino acids)
Biological process (GO): regulation of cell population proliferation
Source: RefSeq, a predicted model, not a curated record
AGAGGAAAAUAAGGUCCCCAGAACACUAUUAAAAGCUAGAAAGGUGGCAGGGUCCGCCACAUAGAAACAAAGUAAAACAGUACAAAUUGUGUUUGUCCUUUAAGGUCAGUUUGUUUAGGCAUAAAAAUAUAAGUCUGAUGAUUUUUCUCUGCCCCAAAACUAUGUGGUGCACCUUUUUAAAGUCCUUUACCCUGUCUUGUGAUGCAAGCUCCUCUGAGGCAACUACAAGUCAAACACAAAGAGGGAAAUGAGCAGGCGAAAUGUGUGCUAACAGUGUGGUAAUAAAUGUGUGCUCAGGUUUACAGCUCUGCUCCAAAGUCUAUAAAUAACAGCCACGCAAUGGGGCUAAACGGCACUGAACGGGUCUGUUUUUUUUUUUAUUUUUUAUGUUAUUUACACACCUCACACUCGCAGUAACUUUCUUGGGAUGGUGCAAUGAUACCUUGUUUUUCUCAUGUCAUUUAUGAAACCUCAAUUAACAGACUGCCAUACACGUUGUGAAGGUAAUCCAAUCUUCCUUCUUCCAUCCGUUUUUUUUUUAAAUGACUUGUCUUCGACUCCCAGAAUCACUGAAAGCAAUGUUCAUAUUCAUAAUAAAACACAAACUGUCUUCACUGAAUCGGCGUCUGCUCUCUGUGGCUUUACUUCGAAGUGAACACAGCAAAACUUCCCUCUAAGUCACCUUGGGGGCUGUCGUCAGCUGGAAAGCUGCAGCCAUGUGCUUAUCACCUCUCGCCUGAUGAGAGAGGCUUCCCAAGCUGCACCUGCCUCACCCCCCUUUGUCCAUUGUCUGGUCCUGGGGAGGGAGGCCAAUGCCUCUAAAGGAAGUGGAGAGAUGGAUAAUGUUUAAGGGGCACAUUAAGUCGUUUCAGGCAGGGGAAGACAUAAAAAAAAAAAAGGAGGAAAUUACCGGAAGACAGAAGUUCAAAAUUGGGUUUGGCAAAACGCAGAGUUUUGUGUGAAGUGGGCGACUGUUUUGGGAGAGAAACGGUGUGGCCAAAGGAGGAGGAGGAUGAAGGGGGGGAGGAGGAGGAGGAGGAGGAGUAGGUCUGCAGGGACAAAGAGAAGCUGGCCAGGUGUAUACUGAGUCUCAGUCAGCGCUGGUCAUGAUCGCGGCUCCAUGCUGAUAGCUGCCAGAAGGGAGCAGUCCGAGUGAGGAGCCGUCAAGGGACACAGGAUGGUGAGGUGUUGGAGACAUUCAGACAACCGUUUGGAGGAAGAACAGUGCACGGUAAGCACACCGCUUUUAAUUCUAAGAGUAGGUUCUGACCGAGGGAAGGUGCACGUUAGCUGGAAAGGGGGUCGAAGCAACACCUGAGUGAUAGGAUGUGAUUUCACGUUGAUGCUGUGCAAAUCUCAGCAGCUAGUCAAAAAGGAGCCUAAAGUCAUACUGAGGUUUGUGUUUAUGAGAUGACGAGCACUGUUCUAAAAGCCUGUCAUCGGUCCUUGUGUGUGGAAACAUCUCCUCAGGAUGGGGACUCUGCCGCGUCCUCCCAGUCCCGCUUCCCACACAAAGCAUUCUGGGUCAUCCUCUCGGCCUCUCUGCUCCUGGUCAUCGUCGCCCUCGGCUUGACGGGCCACCUGGGGCUGUCGCGACCUCACUCUCAGCCUUCGCAGAUUGUCCGGAUCACGGUUCCAGAUCAGACUGGAGUGCUCAUCAACCAGUCGGCCGUCGUGGACCAGCAGAAUGACCUGGUGACCUUUUGCGUGACCUCGCCAGCAAACCAGACGUCCACCGUGCUCUUCGACAUCAAGCAUGGUUUGAUCUGUUACAAACCUGUGGACCAGCAGAGCUGCUUCCUGCGAAAGAUGGAGAUGUCCGACUACGACAACGUGCGCUCCCUCCUCCACGAGUCGGCACACAAGAAUCAUUUCCAGCUGUCUGGGAAUGAGACCCAGCGGCAGACGGAGUUCCUGGGAGUGCUGGCAGCCAGUCAGGUGGACGUGUCCACGCUGGAGGAGCCUCUCCAGGCCCUGUGUCAGGACAGGUCCAUCCACUGGACCAAGAGGGCUGAGGGCCCGGGCAAACAGAGGCUGGUCUACUUCUGCAUCGACAUCUGCUUCCCCAGCAACAUCUGCGUGUCCGUCUGCUUCUACUACCUACCAGAGUGACUGCGUGCUCUCUUCAUCUCCUCCCAGCACAAGAUCAGGGAAACAAAGUUGUCUUUUUAGCUCCCUCUACAAGAAAAAAAAAAAAAAAAAACAACAAAAAAACCCGACAGAACAAAAGCCAGCUUUGACUGUUUUCCUUUGUGCCAUACAGCUGCCAGCGAACCAAUGAAGCAGCCAACUCUCCCAGUCCGUCCUCCAUCUCUUCCGAGAGAGAAGAGACGGAGACAGGCUGUCACGGUUAUCGCCAGAGCCCCGUCGUCACUCUCUUCAUGUGUAAUACCCUCUCUGGUGGCACACAUCAGAGAUUACAGAAGAAAGAUCCCCCUUUUUUGUGUGUGUUUCCUGUAACCCACUGCUGCAGUGUAAUUAUGCAUAACUGUUCCUGUUGAGUGUUUCAAUCCGUCUAAUAAAAAAAAAAAGACUGUUGUGGAUUUUUCGGGCAAUGUUUCUUUGAAAAGAAUGAAAAAAGGAGAAAACACAAAAUCUGUCGGGAUAUCUUAAUGACAUCUUUACUGUGGAUUCUUCAUAUGUACAUCACUUUCUCUUGAACCUCUCUGACCCACAUGUGUUGAUUAAGAAUAGCAUGAGAAAUAAAUGAAUCCUACAUAUCACACAUGAGAAAUAAAUCAAUUCUACAGCACAUCGAGGUCAAAGUGAAUAAUGUGGUCCUUAUGAUAUAAUAAAUAUGGUGCUGUAUAAACCGAGGUGAAGUUGAAGUGGACAUUAAAAACAACGGGAUCGAUCAUUAUCAUCACGUAUUUCAGACUGUUGAUACAAACGCUUUUCAAUAUGCCCACUGAAAGCUGCUGCAAAAUGGCGUGCUGUUCCUUUAAGCAGAAUUUGGCCUGCGCUCUCCUGUUUUAUACUUACAGGCACCCGUCAGGGAAGAGCACUGUAGACAUCUUGGUGGCAGAGAUUCAUCGUAAUGUUCAAACACUCUCUCAAGACGAUCGCUUCUGGGAAAAAAUUUAAAGAACUCCGACUGUUG